UCUACUUGAAUCUUCAAAGCAAAACAUUUGUCUGUGAGCCUUUACAUCUAUUUUAUUCUACGCCCACCUGUUUAUUGUCAGAAUAAUGGGUUGGCUGGUACAUUUUUUUAAUCUUUACAACAUAACAGCACAUAACAUCACCAAUAAGAGAUUACUUAAUGAUAAUUAUGCACGGUUAGUCUGCGAUUGACAUGUUGUGAUCUGUGAUCUCUCUAAUUGUUUUUGUACUUUGGCUAUCAAGAAUCCUGCACAUAUUUACAGACAGCAGAGAGGGACACAGCAGAGUCUACUGAGUACAAAUACCAUCAUGUUUCAUCUAAAGAAUAUUUUUGCCUUGAUAUUACUGUCUGCAUCCAUUUGUCAGGCGAAAGCUGGUGGUCUGCGAGCCGCGGACACAUCUAAAGUCACAUUACAGCCAUGGCUGGUGGGACUGGCGGCUGUUGUUGGAUUCCUCUUUAUUGUUUUUGUCCUCCUCAUUGUGCAAAGACUCUUUUUCAAGAAAGACAAAGAUGAGAACGAAGAAAAGGAGGUGGAAAACCAUGCAUUUUAUGAAAACAAAGCAGCUGAUUUGGAAGCAAAUGAGGACACCAAGCAGACCAAUUUUUAAUGAGUAUCAGAGAGGGUCACAGUCAAGCAAAAUCCCUCUGGAUGUUAUUGCACAGCUUUGCACAGAGUAAUUCUUAAUGUAUUAUAAUUUGAGCAAUUUAUUUGCAGAUUAAGUCUGAACAAGGUUUAUAAAAUGAUGCAAAAGUAAACUUGGAAAAAAAAAAAAUCUCUUUUGAUAUGUUUUGUUUUUGCAUUUCUUUAUAUAUGUGUGUGUUGUUACUUACAUCGUCCUCUAGAUGGUACAGCCUUCACCUGGCCUUUGCCGGGUCAAUGCUUUCAACAAUCAACAUGUGGCACUCCAGUGUAAAACUGUAUCCUAAAGAAUUAAGUUGAGAUUCAUUUCUUGGCAUUUUCUCAAUGUAAUACUUUACUACUAUGGUGCAACUGAGCAAACUUACAUUUUAAACAUUAAUUUGGACAGUGAGAAUGUUGAAAGAAAAGAAUACUGGCUCAAUGAGUCACAGAGUCCACAUAAUGCUCUGAUUAACUGGGUUUUGACUUGUAUGACAUGUCUGGGUUCGGCAUGCAUGUAUGCUAAAUGGACAAGGCUAUGAGAUCCAUUAUUCAUUUUGAGUGGCAGUUUGGACAUGUAAAAUGCUUCCAGUGAAAUGAUGUAAGUUAUGCUAUGCUAUGCUUUUGGAACCAUUUAGUCCUCCUGCUUUUGUGGAAAGCUGAAUGCUGUUUCUCUGUACAUGAGUGCUCAAUAAUAAUAAUAAUAAUAAUAAUAAAAUCAUAUGCCAGGUGUUAAUGUGAGUUUAAUGGGGAGCUAAUAAUCAUUAGACUGUGUGUUCUGUCUCAGUGGUUGAAUUUAGUACAUAAAGUGCAGUGUUUAGAGUGAAAGUAGACUUUGGUCAGUCAACACCUAAAUUAACAAUCUGUGAACAGGAAAACUGGUAGGCUGUUAGUGCAAUAAACUCCCUGA
Molecule: messenger RNA, 1528 nt
Organism: Myxocyprinus asiaticus (Chinese sucker)
Lineage: Eukaryota; Metazoa; Chordata; Actinopteri; Cypriniformes; Catostomidae
Gene: smim24
Product: small integral membrane protein 24
Exons: 3
Coding region: 308-607 (99 amino acids)
Source: RefSeq, a predicted model, not a curated record